AAUAAUCAAAAACCCAAACCCUUUGCUCUCUCCAUUCAAUUGCUAAUUCCUCUCCCAAACCCUACGGUUCGGUUCCUCAAUCCAUAUCCGAUUAACCCCUGCGGUGCCUCCUUCUUCCAACACCAUGUCGUAUCGACCCACCGGAAACGCCAGGACCGAGGUUCGCCGGAACCGAUACAAGGUAGCCGUCGAUGCCGAAGAAGGUCGCAGACGCCGAGAGGAUACCAUGGUCGAGAUCCGAAAGAACCGUAGGGAAGAGAGCUUGCAGAAGAAGAGGCGCGAGGGCCUUCAAGCUCAGCAGAUACCUGCAUCAGUUCACUCUACUCAAAUAGAGAAGAAGUUGGAACACCUACCAUCCAUGGUUACAGGUGUUUGGAGUGAUGACAAUAACUUGCAGUUUGAGGCCACAACUCAAUUUCGGAAGUUGCUUUCAAUUGAACGUAGCCCACCAAUUGAGGAAGUUAUACAAGCUGGUGUGGUUCCACGCUUUGUUGAGUUCUUGAUGAGGGAAGAUUUUCCACAGCUUCAGUUUGAGGCAGCCUGGGCUUUGACGAAUAUUGCCUCUGGAACAUCUGAAAAUACUAAGGUGGUAAUUGAUCAAGGUGCUGUCCCAAUUUUUGUGAAGCUACUUGGUUCUCCCAGCGAUGAUGUCCGUGAACAGGCUGUGUGGGCAUUAGGAAAUGUUGCUGGAGAUUCUCCCAGAUGUCGUGAUCUUGUACUUAGUAAUGGUGCUUUGCUUCCUCUGUUGGCUCAAUUGAAUGAGCAUGCCAAACUUUCUAUGCUCAGAAAUGCUACCUGGACACUCUCAAACUUCUGCAGGGGGAAACCACAGCCUCCUUUUGAUCAGGUUAAGCCUGCACUUCCUGCUCUUGCCAGUCUUAUUCAUUCAAAUGAUGAAGAAGUUUUGACUGAUGCCUGUUGGGCACUUUCAUAUCUUUCUGAUGGUACAAAUGACAAAAUUCAAGGUGUAAUUGAAGCUGGUGUCUGUAGCCGGCUUGUUGAGCUUCUAUUGCACCCAUCCCCUUCAGUGCUUAUUCCUGCUCUUCGUACAGUUGGAAAUAUUGUUACUGGAGAUGAUGUGCAGACACAGAUUAUCAUCAAUCAUCAAGCUCUUCCUUGUCUUCUGAAUCUGUUGACUAAUACUUUUAAAAAAAGCAUCAAGAAGGAAGCAUGUUGGACCAUAUCAAACAUCACAGCUGGGAAUAAACAGCAGAUUCAGGCUGUAGUUGAGGCUAAUUUAAUUGGUCCUUUAGUCCAUUUGCUUCAAAAUGCUGAGUUUGACAUCAAGAAAGAGGCUGCUUGGGCUAUCUCAAAUGCUACUUCGGGUGGAUCUCAUGAACAAAUCAAGAUUGUGACAGUUUGUCUGGAAGGGCUUGAAAACAUCUUGAAGGUUGGAGAAGCUGAUAAAAAUGUCGGCAAUACUGAUGGUGUGAAUCUAUAUGCCCAAAUGAUUGAUGAUGCUGAGGGGUUGGAGAAAAUUGAGAACCUCCAGAGUCAUGAUAACACUGAGAUUUAUGAAAAGGCCGUGAAGAUUCUUGAGACUUACUGGUUGGAGGAAGAGGAUGAAACUAUUCCUCCAGGGGACGCUUCUCAAUCAGGGUUCAACUUUGGUGGUACUGAGCUUCCUGCUCUGCCUUCUGGUGGAUUCAACUUCAACUAGAAGGUAUUAAUGCUUUACUAAGAUAACAUUGUCUUUUAUUCGGCCUUUUUAUGGUUUGUCUGGAAAUUAUUUAUUGGAACUUGUAAAGAAAGUUUGGCAGUUUGCAUUGUGUUCUUUCCUUUAUUGUGUAGACAUUAUCUUGAAUUUUCUUAACUGCAGGACUUUUUGCUGGUCAAUCAGUUAAGUCCUCCAGUAUGACAGUCCAACAGUUGGGUCAAUUCAAUGUCUUUUCAUUGUUCUUGGGUCUUACAAGGUUCAGCCUUGGUAAAUAGAGGAUUGCUGGACCGGCUUGGGUUUUUGAAAUGGCUGGUUUUACAUACAUCAUGGGGACAGAUGGGUUGUGGCUUGAUUUUCUUGCCACGUUAGAGUUAUAUAUAUACUAGAGUUUGCUUUCUGCCAAGUGAUCAUUCUGAGUGAUUUAGUUUUUAUAGAAUUGUUGUUGUGUUUUGUGAUUUUUUUCUGUCAUAGACUGGGGUCAGUAAGUAGUACCAAUUGUGAUUCUUGGUGUUUUGGCAAAAUACCAAAUUCUACUAUCUUCAUAUUUAUAGUAACGAGAUGGAGUUUUCUUUUACCCUUUCUCUUAUAAACUCUUUCAUUGAAGUUUACCAUGAAGUUUUAGUUGCCAUGUUCACUAGGUCCCGGUUCAGGUUCGACAUAUAAUGUUUACUAAUCCGGUUCAGGUUCGACAUAUAAUGUUUACUAAUCCGGUUCAGGUUCGAUAUAUAAUAUUUACUAAUCAGAUUUGGGAAGAAGUCUUGCAGAUCAAAUAGUGUGCAACAGUUUCUUUAUUCCCAGACAUUAUAUUCAGUUGCUCUUUGGGCUUUUCUCCUCCACUUUAUUCUCUCCCUUGCAUACUAUUAUACGUGCUCAUUUAUUUUUAUUAUUAUUUUUUUUCAUGCGCUCAUUUAUUGUUGUCAGAUUUCCUUUAUUUAGAUUCAGAUUGAACAAUGCGUCUUGUGUCCAACUACUUUGCGGCCUUCAUUAGCCUCCGGUGUUUGAAUGUUGUUGAUGGAAUGUAUAAAAUUAUGAAUGUUUAGUCACGGACUUUUUGCCUUCAAGAAGAAACUUUUCAUGGUUCAAUAUCCAGCACCUGGUACUAUUGUGUCUAGUAUGCUUUAACAAACCAAACAUGUAGAUCCUGGCUUGGACUAUACUCGUCAUUUUUAGGGAAAAGUAGAUUGUUAGUCUGAUUGCCUCACUUCUGAAUGCUGAUAAUAAGAAAAUUGACUUGUACACGAUGAAAGAUAACGUUGAAUUACCUCUUAAGAAAUUACGCUGAUUUAAUAUUGUGAAAUAGCUGAUGUAAACCAUUUGGUUGUAGGAAAUUUGCACCUUCAAAUCUAUGUAAAGUUUAUG
This is a messenger RNA of Abrus precatorius (Indian licorice), 3016 nucleotides long. Its product is annotated as importin subunit alpha-like. Lineage: Eukaryota; Viridiplantae; Streptophyta; Magnoliopsida; Fabales; Fabaceae. Bases 125 to 1660 code for a protein of 511 amino acids. Gene Ontology annotation, molecular function: protein binding; nuclear import signal receptor activity. The record is from RefSeq and is a predicted model, not a curated record. The transcript has 10 exons. Gene Ontology annotation, cellular component: nucleus; cytoplasm. Gene Ontology annotation, biological process: NLS-bearing protein import into nucleus.